AUGGCCUCAGCAGCAACCGCUCCUAACGGCGCAACCGAGGGCGAUUUCCAGGCCGUGUGGGCGAACAAGUACCGUGGUGCUACGGUAGAAGAUCUCGACCCUCCUCCUGCGCUCUCCGUACAACCCACCGAUCCCAUAUCAUGGGCGCUCAUGUCUGGUCUCGAGCGUGAUUACACACACCUUACCGUCAUAUCGCAAGAGAACCGCGCACUCCUAGGAUAUAUCAGCAUCCCACGCUUGCAGCAGCUCCUGAAAGAAAGCAAGGUCAAAGAAAGCGAUCCAGUACAAGAGGCUAUGCACAAAUUCCAACGUCGCGGCCGGAGGUACAAGGUCAUUACUACCGAGACCGAGUUGGAGGAGCUGGAAGAGUUCUUCAAGGGCGGCGUAGAUGGAAGCGGAGCGCAAGAUUUCGCUGUCGUCACAGAUGCAAGUAGGAAAUUUGUACUGGGCGUCGCUACCAAACCAGACUUGGAAAACUUUGCAAAGCGAAGGGCUUAA
Plenodomus lingam JN3 is the source of this 498-nucleotide messenger RNA. RefSeq lists its product as uncharacterized. NCBI's taxonomy places the organism in Eukaryota, Fungi, Ascomycota, Dothideomycetes, Pleosporales, Leptosphaeriaceae. The record is from RefSeq and is a predicted model, not a curated record.